UCCCAACGGAUUUCAUUGGGGAUUUCCUAACAGAAAUAUGCAGAAUAAAAAGUAUCACGCUGUCCCGAAACGGCUUAUUAUUUGGACUAGUUAACCCGCAGCGUGCAUUGUGUAUUGUGCUUCAGUCUUUGAAAUAUACUCGUAGAUAGCACACUUGUGUUGUUUAGUUUAUAUCCCUACAUUUGUAGAGACUCACAAAAAAGUAUUAUAACCAAAUAAUACAACAGUUGAGUUACAAAAAUGUAGCGUAAAAUUUGUUCGUGAAGGAAGAAUUCAGACACUGUAUAUCCUUUGUACUUAAUUUUGUGUCAAUUAUAAUUUCUAAAUUUAAGUUGGAUAUAUUUAAAAUAAUUUCGAUGUGGGUUUAAAUAUAUUCAAGAUGCUUGACGGGAACAAAAUUUCAUCAAGCCAGUGUGAAAUUUCGCAAAAUGAAAAGAGGGAAAGGUAUCAGUUUGCUUCGACAUUCAGCUCCUAUCUUACUCAGCUGGGGAAUUCGCUUGGAAUGUCAGACAUUUGGAGGUUUCCAUUUCUGACAUAUAGAAAUGGCGGAGGUGCUUUUCUCAUUCCGUUCGUGACCAUGAUUGUUGUGUGUGGAAUUCCAAUAUAUUUCCUCGAGUUUUCAAUUGGAACAUUUUCCGGGCGUGGUCCGUACCAGGUUUGGGAUAUCAGUCCAUUAUUUAGAGGUGUUGGUAUAACAAUAAGCCUGGGCUAUGGUAUCUACAUGGUGGGUGCAACUAUAUUCCGUUGUUGGAUUCUGCAGUUUAUAGUUUAUGCUUUCCAAGAUCCAAUACCAUGGAGUCAUUGUGGCAACGACUGGAAUACACGUGCCUGCGAAGGCAAAAACAAUACAGGUACGGAAUUACCAGCUUAUUGGAACAUCACACACGAAAAUGGGACGUUAGAAGCAAACACAUCAGCUCCAACAAAAAUGUUGUAUAUGAGUGCAGGAGAAGAAUUUUGGCAGUACAAGGUUCUACAACUGUCUACAGGGAUAUGGGAUUUGUCACCUGUCAUUUGGCGUUACUUUCUAUUCUUGUUCAUUCUGAGGACUGCAGUCUGUCUAUGCACAAUAAAAAGCAUCAAGUCUAUUGAGAAGGUGACUUACAGUAUUAUGUAUCAAUAA
Mercenaria mercenaria is the source of this 1123-nucleotide messenger RNA. Its product is annotated as sodium-dependent proline transporter-like. The transcript has 4 exons. Gene Ontology annotation, cellular component: membrane. The coding region runs from base 380 to 1123 and encodes 247 amino acids. Gene Ontology annotation, biological process: sodium ion transmembrane transport. The record is from RefSeq and is a predicted model, not a curated record. Lineage: Eukaryota; Metazoa; Mollusca; Bivalvia; Venerida; Veneridae.